Molecule: messenger RNA, 1237 nt
Organism: Acomys russatus (golden spiny mouse)
Lineage: Eukaryota; Metazoa; Chordata; Mammalia; Rodentia; Muridae
Gene: Pawr
Product: pro-apoptotic WT1 regulator
Exons: 6
Coding region: 80-1084 (334 amino acids)
Biological process (GO): positive regulation of apoptotic process; apoptotic process
Cellular component (GO): cytoplasm
Source: RefSeq, a predicted model, not a curated record
CUCCCCGGCAAGGCGGCAGCGGCGGCGGGAGUCCGGACUCGCGGAGUUGAGGGGCGCCCCCGCCGGCCCCUCUGGGAACAUGGCGACCGGCGGCUACCGGAGCGGCGGCGGCAGCACCACGGACUUCCUGGAGGAGUGGAAGGCGAAACGGGAGAAGAUGCGCGCCAAGCAGAACCCUGGAGGCCCGGGUCCGAGCGGCGGGGAUCCAGUCGCCAAGUCCCCGGUGGGACCGCUGUCCCCAACCGCUGCCGCCGCCGGGACCUCGGAGCUCAACCACGGCUCCGCGGGCGCGGCCGCACCUGCUGCCUCGGGGCCCACCGCCCUCAACUGCGCCCUCGGCCCCUCGGCGCUGCCCCGCGCGCCUCCCGGGUCGCGGCGUCCCGAGGACGAGUGUCCUGCUGCCGCAGCGGCCGCGGGGAUGCCGGCGUCCCGGGGCGACGAGGAGGAGCCGGAUAGCGCCCCGGAGAAGGGCCGCAGCUCGGGGCCCAGCGCCAGGAAAGGCAAGGGGCAGAUCGAGAAGAGGAAACUGCGGGAGAAGCGGCGCUCCACCGGCGUGGUCAACAUCCCCGCGGCAGAGUGCUUAGAUGACUACGAAGACGAUGAAGCGGGGCAGAAAGAACGGAAGCGAGAAGACGCCAUCACACAGCAGAACACCAUUCAGAACGAAGCUGCGAGCCUCUUAGAUCCAGGCACUUCCUGCCUGUCCCAGGACCCUUCGAGGACAGUUCCAGGAAGAUACAAAAGCACAGCCAGUGCCCCAGAAGAUGAGGUCUCAAAUAGAUUUCCCCGCAAGGACAGAAGUGGGUUUGGUAGACAGAACAGAGACGCAAAUGUGGCGGGCAACUUUGCCUCCAGCAGCACCUUGGAAAAGAGAAUCGAAGACCUCGAAAAGGAAGUUGUAAGAGAAAGGCAAGAAAACCUCAGGCUUGUGAGGCUGAUGCAGGAUAAAGAAGAAACGAUUGGAAAGCUCAAGGAAGAGAUUGAUUUGUUAAAUAGAGACCUAGAUGACAUAGAAGACGAAAACGAACAACUAAAGCAGGAAAAUAAAACUCUUUUGAAAGUUGUUGGGCAGCUGACAAGGUAGAAGAUUGAAGACUCGUGUGGAAAAUCUGUUUUUAAACUACUGAUGAAUGUCAAGGCUCAGAUGAUGCUCCUGUGAUUCAGUACAUUGAGAUAACUGUAUAUUUAUUUCUAGAAAACACAUGGAUAUUUGUUUUCAAAACUACUCUUUUCCAUU